Molecule: messenger RNA, 3111 nt
Organism: Closterium sp. Naga37s-1
Lineage: Eukaryota; Viridiplantae; Streptophyta; Zygnematophyceae; Desmidiales; Closteriaceae
Source: the annotation of a GenBank genome assembly
AUGCUCCCCACUGCCGCACCCAUCCCAUGCUCCCCACUGCCACACCGCAUCCCAUGCCUCUCACACCACUCGCAUCUGCCCUCUCUCCCUGUGCAUGUGCCUGUGUGUGCGGCAGGGACCCUGCCCCCAGUGACAUCCCUGGGUGCCAGUGCAGUGCCGUACGCAUACAACGGCAGUGCGGCGCUCACAGCACUGCAGCAGGACAUGGUGGCCAUCGCUGCCGCCCUCACCCCCGUGCCCGUGCCGCCCGCCGCCAUCGACUCCUUCGUCAACUCGCUGCUCCAGAACGAGGCAGGCGUGUUUGUGCGUGCUGCUGUCGCUCAAUUUCUCCUGCAGCAGGGCGCUGGGGGCGAUGGUGGGGGUGAUGGGGGGGCCGAUGGGGGGAGUGGGGGGAGUGGAGGGGAGGGGAUGCAAAUGCGGGUGAUGGCGUGUGACCGAAGCAAGUGGUGGUGCCGUGCUGUGGUAAGCAUGCAGCGGUUCAUGGGGUUCCGUGAUAGCAGCAGUGGUGCGAGCAGUAAUAGUGGGGAUGGUGGUGGUGGGGAUGAGACGGAAAAGGAGAAGCAGAAAGAGGAGGAGAAGAGGAAAAAGGAGGAGGAGAAGCGGAAGCGAGAAGAGAAGAGAAGGAAGGAGAAGGAGAGACGGGAGAAAGAAAAGGAGAGGCGGGAGAAGGAGAAGGAGCAGCGAGAGAAGGCGCAGAAGGGCACAGCAGCGGCGUCAGACGACAGCCUGACAACCUUCAACGCGAGUGUGCACGAGGGGCGAGUAGCAUUGCCACCACCCUCACUUGCUCGCCCCGCACCAUCAUCCGCCAACCUGCAGCAGCUAGCCGCUAACCGCCACCUUGCACCAAGUGCGGUUCCCCCGCCUGGCGGCGCCACGGCAUGUGACGACAGCGAGCGCCACGAGCUGGCGCUGGCGGCGGAGCUCUUUGAUUGGUCGAAACCGCUGGUGGUAACGAGAGCGCCCGGCCGCCUGGAUGUGAUGGGCGACAUUGCUGACUACUCCGGCUCGCUCGUGCUUCAGGUGCGCCUCAGGUGCGCCUCAGGUGGACCUCAGGUGGACCUCAGGUGCGCCUCAGGUGGGCCUCAGGUGGGCCCCAGCUUCUCCCUUUCCUCUCCUUCAGCUCCUGCUGCAAGGCGAAUCCGGCAUCCGGCGGGCAAUUGUUUCAGGCAUUGCCGCCUCUCUGUUUUUGUUGCCACUCUUAACCUUGCCUCUCCUGUGUCUCAAUCGUUCUUCCCUCCCCUCUCCCCCCACCAGAUGCCAACAGCAGAGGCGUGCCACGUGGCCAUUCAGGUCAUCCGCGCGCCCCCCACCGCCUCCCCCACAUCCCCUGCGCGCCCCCCCUGGCUGCGCAUGGUGUCCCUCAGUGCCGCUGCCAACCACCGCCAGCCCUCCGUCGCCCUGCCCCUCGCCCGCCUGCUGCCCGGCCUCUGCGCCUCUCCCCCCCACUCCGCCCCCUGCUCCCUCGACUAUGCCUCCGCCCACGCUCUGCUGGCAGGGGGGGCAGGCACGGGCAGUGGGGGGAAGGACGGGGUAGCAGAGGCGAGAGAGUCGGGGGAGGAAGGCGGAGGGGAGGGCGCAGAGGGCAGAGAGGGUGGCGCAGGGGAUGAUGCGAGAGAGGAGCCAGCAGAGAAGGGGGGAGGGGGAGGGGGAGGGGAAGGGGCGGGGGGGACGCGGUGGGCGGCUUAUGUGGCGGGGGCGCUGGUGGUGCUGGCGAGGGAGAGAGAGGCGGAGUUCCGCCAGGCAUGGAUGGGCGGGGAGCCGAGGCAGGGGCAGGGGGAAGGGGGGGAGGGCGGGGGCGGGGGUGGGGCGUUGGGGAGGGUGGAGGGGGUGGCGGUGGUGGUGGCAUCGGAUGUACCGGAGGGGGUGGGAGUGGCGUCAUCAGCAGCGGUGGAGGUGGCGACCAUGAUGGCUCUUGUGCAUGCUCUGGGCAUGCACGUGCCCCCCUGGCACCUCGCACGCAUGUGCCAGAUCGUGGAGAACAGCGUGGUGGGCGCCCCCUGCGGCAUCAUGGAUCAGAUGGCCGUCACCCUCGCUCGCCCCGCCUCGCUGCUCGCGCUGCUGUGCCGCCCAGCCAGCGUGCAGGGCUGCCUGGCGCUGCCCCCCCACGUGGCGCUGUGGGGCAUCGACUCGGGUGCGCGGCACAGCGUGGGGGCGGCGGGUUACGGCGGGGCUUGGUCGGCUGCUGCCCUCCUGCCCUUCCACUAUGCCUGCAUCGCCUCUGUGAUUGCUCAGGUGGUCGGGAAGGUGGUCGGGCAGGUGGUCGGGAAGGUGGUCGGGCAGGUGGUCGGGCAGGUGGUCGGGCAGGUGGUUAACCAUGUGACUAUUCAGGUGCUCUGCACACCGCACCUCAUCUAUCAGGCCAUCGCACAACCUGCCUCAUGCCCUCACUCACCUCACCCACUUCUUCCACCCUCCCUCACCCCCACUGCCACCCUCCACGCGUCCUCUUCCCACACUCUUCCAUUCCCAACUCCCACCACCCCUCCCCCUUCUUCCCUGUCAUCUGAACCCGCAUUCCUGCUCCCACCCCUGCCCGCCCAUGCCAGCGUGCCCCUACUGGAGCCCAUACUGCCCGCCACCAUGCACGGCAGCACCUUCCUCGCCCGCCACCCCUCCCAUGGCGACCCCGCCACCACGGUGGCUGCUGAUCUGCUCUACCCCGUGCUGCCCGCCACACGCCACCCCGUCAUGGACCACUUCCGCACGCGCUGCUUCCGCUCCCUGCUGCUCACAGGCGUGGGGGAUGAGGAGGGGGGGAAAGAGGAGGGGGGGAAAGAGGGUGAGGGGGAAGUUGAAGAGGGCCAAGGGGAUGAGGGGAUGGAAGGGGAUGGGGGCGCUGUAUCAGGCGGAGGGAGGCGUGAGCAGAUGGCAUUGCUGGGGGAGCUGAUGAUGCAGUCCCUGCUCAUGGCACUUUUCACACCUUGCCGUCUUUUACCCCUUGCUCACUCCGCUCCCCCCCCUGCCCCCUGUGCGCCGUGCGGUGGGGGAGCAGAGCCAUGGGAGCUACACGGCGUGCGGGCUGGGGUCGCCCUCUACCGACCUCAUCGUCGCCCUCGCCCGCACACACAUGGGGGCGCAUGUGAGUUGUGCUCAUGGGGGCGCAUGUGA